GUUAUCCCGCGGUGACGUAGGCACAUCCGUGUUGGUCGCGAGCGAUGGCGGAGGUCGAGGAGCUGAACAAACCCCUGUUUGCAGGCUUGUCCGACGUGUCCAUAGCAGAGGACAUUCCAGUGGAGGGAGACAUCACUGUGCCCCUAAGCUCACACGGCGUGGACGAUGAGGUCUCUACUCUGGACGAACCAGUGAAGGACACCAUUCUGAGGGAUUUGCGAGCAGUGGGGCAAAAGUUUGUCCAUGUGAUGUAUCCCAAGGAGAGCUCCGCUUUGCUCAGAGACUGGGACCUAUGGGGACCUCUUCUGCUGUGUGUUAGCCUGGCACUGAUGCUGCAGGGUAGCGCCGCUGAUAAUCAGAAUGACAGUGGGCCCCAGUUUGCUGAGGUCUUCGUCAUCAUCUGGUUUGGGUCCAUCAUCAUCACUCUCAACUCCAAGCUGCUGGGCGGAACCAUCUCUUUCUUCCAGAGUCUGUGUGUGCUGGGGUACUGUAUUCUCCCGCUGACGGUGGCCAUGUUGGUGUGUAGACUCGUGCUGCUUGGCUCCGCCGGAUCAGUUAGCUUUAUCAUCCGGCUGGUCGUAGUCACUGCCUCCUUCUGCUGGUCCACGUUUGCUUCCACGGCCUUCCUUGCAGACAGUCAGCCGCCCAAUCGCAAGGCCUUGGUAGUCUACCCGGUGUUCCUCUUCUACUUUGUGAUUGGCUGGAUGAUUCUGACAUUUUCUCCCUCCCACUAACAUUGGCCAAUCACUUCAGUGGACAUGAACUGAAAGUCCUUUGGCCUCACCGUGGUGACCAGCAGGCCAGUUGAGAGCUGGUCUGUGAUUGGUUUGGACCAAGGGACGGGGCAGGCCAUCCUGGUCCUCUCUUAGCUCGUCAGGCAACCUCUCUUACAGCUCUCCUGGUUCCCCCGUUCUUUUGGUUGGCUGAACAGAUGAAAGGAAGGAGAAAAGACUCCGUCUUGUGAUGAAUGCAACUUUCCAUUUGUAUAAUGGCCCACUACUUUACAUCCUCAUGUUAAUCAGUAAAAAGUGUGGGUGUGAGUGACUGAGUGUGUAAAUGUAGGUCAGUAAUGUUUGAGAAUAAGCCCACACUUCUCAUUCUGUCAUGAUUUCAUUUAUAAACCCUCCUCACCUCACUCCACAGAACCAGCGAGUGCAUUGUGCACGUGUGAAAUGCCUCUAUGACGUAACGGCGUGACUACUGUGUGGUGUAGGGCUCUUCUCUCUAGGAGGGGCAUCACAUGGGCUAAAUGUGUGUGAACUUGUGUUAUAAACCAUGGCAUGUUGUGAACGGUGUCGGUGUGAGUGGGAGACGGAGGGUCCACUCAGUUGGGCGUUGGUGACCGCGGGCAGUGUGUAUUUCAAAGCUUCUGCCGCCAGCUAAAAUGACACGCACAUGCGUCACUCUGUCCUCACACAGCUCCUGCUCUCUUGUGUGUAUACAGCAUCCAGCCGAGACGCCUCAAAUAUGCGUUUAUUUAUCCUCGUGAUCUAAUAUGCGUUUUCCCUCGAUAAGCUGCUGUGGUUCCGUCAUAUUUCUUUGUUCUGCAGACGUUUGUGAACCUUGUAGUGAGUUUAGGGUGAAGGGUGGGUGAUACCAUCCUAGAUGGAUUUAGUUUUACACAAAAUAUAAGGAAAUCACUGGUUAUCAAAGAUUAAAAACAUAUUUCUUGUGCUUUUUUUUCACAGCGAGUCUGAGGUUUUCAGAAGGCAUCACCCAUAGUCUUGUUUCAGUUCAGUCGUUUGUCAGUAUGUUUAGUGUGGAGAAGUGGUACCAGGGAAAGUGGAGCCCCUCCGUUAGCAGACUACUGCUGCACACUGAAGAGGGAUUUAUGUGAGGACAAACAUGUAGAACUACGCUUGUACAUAUUUUAAAUGUAAUAACAGCCUUAUUUAUGACUAAUAUAGAAUAAUUGUAAAAUGCAUUGCCAUGUCAUUGCCAUGAUUGAUGGAAAUUAGUAUAAAAACAAUCAAAUGUAACGUAAAAAGAGCUAUAGGGUCCAAAUAUUUUGGAACUAAAAUAGCUGAAAUGGUAGUAUCCUAUAUGCAUCGGUUCCUGUCUGACUUCCUCUGAUCAGCCAUAACAAUAAAACCUACCUUACACUGUCCCAUUUUCAAUGUUUACCAAAAGAAAAAUGUUGCGAUUGAUUAUUAUUUCAACCUCAGAUUUCAUGGCUUUGGAUCAUUUCCUGUGAAGAACAUAUAACACAUUUUUAAUGACUUCACACUGUACACCCCCCUACACAAUUAUAUUACAAAGGUGGUUUUCAGGUCCUCUGGACCCACAGGUAAUAAAUGUGACCUCCUACAUGA
This is a messenger RNA of Electrophorus electricus (electric eel), 2312 nucleotides long. It is a transcript of the gene yipf6, whose product is annotated as Yip1 domain family, member 6. NCBI's taxonomy places the organism in Eukaryota, Metazoa, Chordata, Actinopteri, Gymnotiformes, Gymnotidae. Gene Ontology annotation, cellular component: trans-Golgi network; membrane. The record is from RefSeq and is a predicted model, not a curated record. Gene Ontology annotation, biological process: endoplasmic reticulum to Golgi vesicle-mediated transport.